AUGCGGGCCGAGCUCUGGCUCCUCGUGCUGGUGCUCAGGGAGGCUGCCCGGGGGCUGAGCCCCCAGCCCGGAGCAGGUCAGGAUGCAGGCCGAGGCUCUGGAGGGGCCGUGCAGGGGACCACCAUGCAGGGCUGGAAUCGGAGAGCCCGAGAGAUCCCUGGCCAGGCGUCGGAGCCGGACAGGACUCAGCUGAGCCAGGACCUGGGUGGGGGCACGCUGGCCAUUGACACACUGCCGGAUAACGGGACCAGGGUGGUGGAGGACAACCACAGCUACUAUGUGUCCCGUCUCUAUGGUCCCAGCGAGCCCCGCAGCCGGGAGUUGUGGGUGGACGUGGCCAAGGCCAACCAGAGCCAAGUGAAAGUUCACCGAAUCCUCUCCAACACCCACCGGCAGGCUUCGAGAGUGGUCUUGUCCUUUGAUUUCCCUUUCUACGGGCAUCCUCUGCGGCAGAUCACCAUAGCAACCGGAGGCUUCAUCUUCAUGGGUGAUGUGGUCCAUCGGAUGCUCACGGCUACUCAAUAUGUGGCUCCUCUGAUGGCCAACUUCAACCCUGGCCGCUCGGACAACUCCACAGUUGCUUACUUUGACAAUGGGACAGUCUUUGUUGUUCAGUGGGACCACGUCUACCUCCAGGACCGGGAGGACAGGGGCAGCUUCACCUUCCAGGCAGCUCUGCACCAAGAUGGCCGCAUCGUAUUCAGCUACAAAGAGAUCCCUAUGCCCGUCCUGGAAAUCAGCUCGUCCCAGCACCCCGUCAAAGCAGGCCUGUCAGAUGCCUUCAUGAUUCUCAAUCCAUCCCCGGACGUACCAGAAUCUCGGCGAAGGACCAUCUUCGAAUACCACCGUGUGGAGCUGGACCCCAGCAAGGUCACCAGCACAUCUGCUGUGGAGUUCACCCCAUUACCAACCUGCCUGCAGCAUCGGAGCUGUGACACCUGCAUGUCCUCAGACCUGAUCUUCAACUGCAGCUGGUGCCAUGUCCUCCAGAGAUGCUCCAGUGGCUUUGACCGCUACCGCCAGGAGUGGCUGUCCUAUGGCUGUGCCCAGGAGGCAGAGGGCAGGACGUGUGAGGACUUCCAGGACGAGGACUCCUUCUCGUCCUCCCCCGACAGCUCCUUCAGCCCCUUUGACGGAGACCUCACCACCACCUCCUCUUCCGUCUUCCUCGACAGCCUCACCACGGAAGAUGACACCAAGUUGAACCCCUAUGCAGAAGGAGAGGGCCUUCAGAACAACCUGUCCCCCAAGACAAAGGGCCCCCCCUUGCACCUGGGCACCAUUGUGGGCAUCGUGCUGGCCAUCCUCCUCUUGGCGGCCAUCAUCCUGGCCGGGAUCUACAUCAGUGGCCACCCCACCUCCAACGCUGCGCUCUUCUUCAUCGAGCGGAGACCUCGCCGCUGGCCGGCCAUGAAGUUCCGCAGCCACCUUAACCACUCCACCUACACAGAAGUUGAGCCCUCAGGCCACGAGAAGGAGGGCUUCGUGGAGGCCGAGCAGUGCUGA
This is a messenger RNA of Mesoplodon densirostris (Blainville's beaked whale), 1506 nucleotides long. It is a transcript of the gene PLXDC1, whose product is annotated as plexin domain containing 1. NCBI's taxonomy places the organism in Eukaryota, Metazoa, Chordata, Mammalia, Artiodactyla, Ziphiidae. The transcript is spliced from 14 exons. The record is from RefSeq and is a predicted model, not a curated record. The coding region runs from base 1 to 1506 and encodes 501 amino acids.